Messenger RNA from Schistosoma intercalatum, 1018 nucleotides. The record is from the annotation of a GenBank genome assembly. NCBI's taxonomy places the organism in Eukaryota, Metazoa, Platyhelminthes, Trematoda, Strigeidida, Schistosomatidae.
GCGUUGUCAAGCCAUGAAUAUUCGUGACAUUUUUAAGUAUGGACAGCUUAUUUACUAUGGAAGGUACUUCACUUCUUCAGCCACUGAUUAAAUGUUCAUGAUUUUGCUACACUACUUUACGUUGUGGGAUAAUGAAUGUCAGAGUCGUUGUGCAGCGGCAGCGCUCCAGGGGUAUCGCGACACUUUUUUGCUCUACUUUUUCAUUUCUGCUUUUUGCAGAGCCAAAAUUCGAAUAUAAUCAUAAAUUAAUUUGAAAGUAUAUUUAACGUUUUCACGAUUAGGUGAAAAAGGGCUUUUUCUUUUUGCGUUACAUGGUGUCGCGAAGUCCUUGAAAACUCAUUAUUCAGAUUGGUCUAAUAUCAAAUGCGUUUGUUUGGACGUAGACUCAACGGCUUGUGAAGACGAAGGACUGGAUGAAAUUGCCGGUUUUCUUGGAGUUACUGAUAAAGUUAAAAAAAUUUUCAUUAGCACUGAGGAGGCUAUGAAUGGAGAAUUGGACAUUACUAAGGCAUUAGAAGCCCGCUUAUCAAUAAUGAAUUUAAAUCUAAAGAAGCUUGCUGACUUUUUAGACAACCAUCCUGUUAGACUAACACCGGGUGUUGAAAAUCUUGUUAAUCAAUUCAAAGAAAAUGGGGUUGAUGUUUACUUGGUAAGCGGUGGAUUAUAUCCGUUAGUUAAUCGCGUAGCCAAACUGCUCAAUAUUCCUGAAGAAAAUGUUUACGCGAACAAGCCGAUUUUCAAUAACGAAGGCACAUUCGUUGGAUUGGAUCAUAGUGCACCAACUAGUCGUUCCGAUGGUAAAGCCUUAAUCGUUAAUGAAUUACUGAAUAAAUUGCAUACUCCAGUUAUGAUGAUAGGUGAUGGAAUGACAGAUGCAAAUGCUUGUCCACCAGCUUCUGUAUUUAUCGGUUUCGGUGUCAAUGUUAUUCGUCCUAAAGUUAAAACUAUAUCCGAUUAUUUCUGUACAUCUGUGGAAGAAUUAAUUAAUUUGUUGAAAAACCAUAAAAUGUUACUAUGA